This is a messenger RNA of Colletotrichum orchidophilum, 399 nucleotides long. RefSeq lists its product as uncharacterized. The record is from RefSeq and is a predicted model, not a curated record. Gene Ontology annotation, biological process: mitotic sister chromatid cohesion. Gene Ontology annotation, cellular component: Ctf18 RFC-like complex. Bases 1 to 399 code for a protein of 132 amino acids. The transcript has 2 exons. NCBI's taxonomy places the organism in Eukaryota, Fungi, Ascomycota, Sordariomycetes, Glomerellales, Glomerellaceae.
AUGUCUACUCAAGACCGCGGUAUCCCCUUGACCCAUACCCCCGACGCCCGCGGGUACAAGCUCAUGGAGCUGCCCCCCGACCUAGAGGCCCUGCUCACUGCCGAAGAUGCUCCGGUCAUCACCCUCACAUCGACCCCGUCAACAGCCCUCCUCAAGACCCCAGACAAGACCUACAAGCUUCUCCAGAAAAACACCUCCAACUCCCUCAUCCUCCUCGCACCCCACUCCGCCGCGCCUUCAUCAGAGUCCGACGACGUCCCCGUCAACGGCCUCGGCGCCAUCGCCACCAUCCACGAGACCAUCGAGCUCGUCGCCCAGAGCGAGCCGCAGACGAUAUCAAACCUGAAGAACACCGGCAGCAAGGGCAAAUGGCACGAGAAGUUUGGCCAGGGGCGGUAA